AUGAUUGGGAUGGUGAAUGUGCAGUGCGACAGCACAAUGGACUUCUAUGCGGCUCCAAGGCGUUCACCAAACGCCGCCGCGCAGGCGGAAGCGAAUUCGGCGGUGGUGGCUGAGAUUGGGAAUGAGAAAGGAAAUGGAAAGAAGGAGAAAUCAACGAACGUUCAACGGAAACUCUCUUACAGACCGCUCUUCGGCCGACGAAAAAUCGAGAAGAUCGCCUAUUCGGCUGAUGGAAGAAAGAUGAGCAAUGGGGAAGUGCUCGAGAAGCACAGUCCAAAUAAACUUUGGGAGGAGUUGAUCAUUCGCACGUUCGCGAAGAAAGUCGAGGAUGAUGUGAAGUGCCCAUUGGAGGGGAUGAGACAACUUGGAGAGGGAAUACAAACGAUUCGGAAUCUAGAUCGUCAACAAUCGUGCUCAAUGUAUUCACUUGUUUCCGAUCAUCGUUUGAUGGCUGAGAUUGAAGAGGGAGAGAAAGAUGAGGAGCACUUCCAUCAACAACAGCAACAACGCCCGCUCAAGGUGGUCGGCUUCUCUUUCGAU
This is a messenger RNA of Mesorhabditis belari, 540 nucleotides long. Lineage: Eukaryota; Metazoa; Nematoda; Chromadorea; Rhabditida; Rhabditidae. The record is from the annotation of a GenBank genome assembly.